AUGCGAAGCCUGAUCCGCCAACGCUACGGACAGGCGGCCACGAUCUUCCGCGGUCUCGGCCUGGCCCUGACGAUUGCCGCCGCCGCGGCCUUCCUGGGCGCCCAUUACGGCGCACCGGCCAUGCUGUUCGCGCUUCUGAUCGGCAUGGCGUUCAACUUUCUGGCACAUGAGAGCCACAUCAAGCCCGGCGUCGAUUUUGCCGCCUCCGCCUGCCUGCGCCUCGGCGUCGCGCUGCUCGGCGUGCGGCUCAGCUGGGCCGAUUUCCAGUCACUCGGCCUCUACCCCGUCAUCGCCGUCAUCGCGCUGGUCGCGCUGACGAUCCUCGCCGGCAUCGCCCUGUCGCGCCUUCUGGGCCGCGGCGCGCGGCUCGGCAUCCUGACAGGCGGAUCGGUGGCCAUUUGCGGUGCGUCGGCGGCGCUGGCGCUCGCAUCCGUCCUGCCCCGCGACGCACGCCUGGAACGCGACACGCUGUUCACGGUCGUUGCUGUCACCACGCUGUCGACGAUCGCCAUGGUCGCCUAUCCGCUUUUGUUUGCCGCGCUCGAUGCCACGGACGCGCAGACCGCCAUGCUGAUCGGCGCGACGAUCCACGAUGUGGCGCAGGUGGUCGGUGCCGGAUAUUCGGUCAGCCGGGAAGCGGGCGAUACCGCCGUCAUGGUCAAGCUGAUGCGCGUGGCGCUCUUGCCGGUCGUGCUUCUCGCGGUGAUCGUCGCGCUCGCCAACGGCAAGGCCGAUGGCGGCAAGAUCACCCUGCCCUGGUUUCUGGUCGCCUUCAUCGCGCUGGCCGCGAUCAACACCCUUGGUCUGAUCCCCGCACCGGUUGCGUCGGCCGCCGAAUCCGCCUCGCGCAUCCUGCUGAUCACCGCCAUCGCCGCGCUGGGCGUGAAGACCGCGCUCAAGCAGAUGGCCGAUCUCGGCGGCGGCUACAUCAUGCUGGUCGUCGCCGAGACGGCGCUCCUGCUCGCCAUGGCCAUCGUUUUCGUCAAGCUGUUCGUCGCCUGA
Molecule: messenger RNA, 1002 nt
Organism: Effrenium voratum
Lineage: Eukaryota; Dinophyceae; Suessiales; Symbiodiniaceae
Source: the annotation of a GenBank genome assembly